Messenger RNA from Entelurus aequoreus (snake pipefish), 5632 nucleotides. It is a transcript of the gene zswim7, whose product is annotated as zinc finger, SWIM-type containing 7. Gene Ontology annotation, molecular function: zinc ion binding. The coding region runs from base 88 to 504 and encodes 138 amino acids. Lineage: Eukaryota; Metazoa; Chordata; Actinopteri; Syngnathiformes; Syngnathidae. The record is from RefSeq and is a predicted model, not a curated record. Gene Ontology annotation, cellular component: Shu complex. The transcript has 6 exons. Gene Ontology annotation, biological process: double-strand break repair via homologous recombination.
UCCCCAUCCGGAAGUGUUACUCAAUUGGCUGAAGGACAACUGACGACUUCUGUGAAUACAACAUGAACGUUCUUGGCGUGAAGAAAAAUGUCUGCUGUGUUACCUGAUGUAGCUGAGCAGCUUUUCCGAGAUAUCCAUAACAUUUACCAGGAAACAUCUCAAAUUCCUGAUGACUUACUUAUUGCGCUAACGUUUGUUUUUGGGCAAUGUGCUGUACAAGCUUUGGAUCUGGUCGACCAGCACUCAGUCACAUGUUUGUCAUCGCCAAGUGGACGUAAAGCCUUCCAGGUCACAGGAGGCUCGGGACGUUUGUACACCUGCUUCGCGUCCUGCCACUACUGCCCCUGUCCAGCCUUCGCCUACAUGGUGCUUCGGAGGAACAAAGGCCUGCUGUGCAAGCACCUCCUGGCUGUGUAUCUGUGUGAGGCCAUGGGUGUGACUCACAUGCAAAGCGUGCCUGAUCAGCAGAUGACGGUGCUGCUCAGUGGGACUUCACCACCGUGACGCACACAUAUUCCUCUGUGACCCAGCAGGGAGGAUGUGGACACUGGAUGCUGCAGACUUAAGAAGCUUCCUCGCAGGUGGAAACAAAAGAGGCCAAUCAAGCAGAUUUGUUAGCCCAGCAGGAGUUCUGGGGACAAACGCCGUGUCCUUGUCGGCGCCGUCCCCUGAACAUCGCUGGAGCCUGUUUCCUGGGGUGACGUCAGGCAGCAAGCGCUUGCUAAUGAAUCAGACACAUGCGGACACACACGUAGCACCAACAACCACUUUCACACUAAUCCCAGUCCUGUGCUAAUGACCAACAAUAACGUUCGGGUUUGAAACCUACUUAUUAAGUACACACUUCAGCGGUUUAUGCGAGAUCACUGAUUGGUUCCAAAGAUUGGAUUUUUGAAAGGAGAAGUUUAAAGAUUAGCUCAUUGACAGAAAAUCAGUGAUCUAAUCAGGUGGCCCAGCUGUCCUGGUGCUAAUGACAGCCACUAGGGGGCGUAUUUGCAUGCCUCUGGGAAUUGCUGUAAUGCGAUUGGACGAAUCAAUUCAUCUGACAUGCAAUUUCUUUUCUCCGUUUUACAAAUGCAAUAACUAGAAAGCAAACAAGAUAACUCAUACGAUUAUUAGAUUUACAUGUCCGUAAGGGGAAAUCUAUUCCAAUGAAUGUGCAGCUUCAAUAUUAACUACUCACAAAAAGCUAAAAUGCAUUAAAGCAGUGGUUCUUAACCUGGGUUCGAUCGAACCCUAGGGGUUCGGUGAGUCAGGCUCAGGGGUUCGGCGGAGGUCAAGACACACCCGACUCAUCGUGUAAAUAAAAACUUCUCCCUAUCUGCGUAUUACGGAUACGGCAACAGCAGAAGUCACACUGAUUUGCAGGUGUGUAAUUUGUUGUGAGUUUAUGCACUGUGUUGGUUUUGUUGUUUGAACAAGGUGAUGUUCAUGCAAGGUUCAUUUUGUGCACCAGUAAAAAAACAUGGUAACACUUUAGUAUGGGGAACAUAUUCACUAUUAAUUAGUUGCUUAUUAACAUGCAAAUUAGUAACAUAUUGGCUCUUAACUAGUCAUUAUUAAGUACUUAUUAAUGUCUUAUUCGGCAUGGCCUAAUUAUAACCCUAACCCUCUAACCCUGACCAAAAAACUCUAAAUUAAGUCUUUGUUACUUAGAAUAUGUUCCCCAUACUAAAGUGUUACCAAAAACAUAUAACUUUGUCUUGAAUUUGAAAAAAACUAAACAUUUUAUUUUUCACUAAAGAAGGGUUCUGUGAAUGCGCAUAUGAAACUGGUGGGGUUCGGUACCUCCAACAAGGUUAAGAACCACUGCAUUAAAGCCUUUACAGGUCGACUUCUUUAACUUUCCCUAAACUUUGACAUCUUCAAUGUUUCACUAAAACAACCAACGGUGGCCUAGACUUUUGCACAGUGUGAUUAAAAGAAACACCAGAUAAAGCAAAAUUGUGAAAAAAGUGUUCAAAGAAGCAGUAAAUAAAGUUUAGCUUUUAGACAAGCUUUCAAUCAUUAGCCCAGUUUAGCACCACUCCAGCAUUAUUCUUGUCGUAAAUGAGCCCAAUUGGGACUCCCGGGACAUUUGUGGCGUGUGAACUCUGCCCUGUGGCCAUCAGCAACAACACAGCCACCACCUCAGGGCCAAUGAAUUAUAGACCACACUGCUGCUCAUGUUGAGCCUCACACCUGUUCUUCUCCAGCUUUGCUCGCUAAGUAAAGCUUAAACAUUAAACCCGCCAUCACCCCAACCCCCCGACCCCGGCUUGCUGUUUUAAGAGUCAAAUAGUAGCUGUCCAGUCAGGUUGGUGACUGGAUUAGUUGUGGCAUGACGACAGCACACUGGCAUCCUUUUUUUUUUGUACUAAACAUACAACAUACAUCUCCACCCUGAGGCCAAGAACAUUUGUCAAUUCUCACAGACUAGCCCAAUAUUUUAUUUGGUUUGACUUUCUGCAGCUUCUACAACAUGGACAAGCUCACUUGGCCUUCAUGCUAACAGACAUGACACAAUGACGAGCACUGGGAUGUCUGUACCAACGCCAACAUGUGGUGUGGUGUCAGAAAAAGAUCAUAGUAAAUGCAACACAGUAAAGUUUCACGUUUUGACUCAUUUUCACCAUAGGUGUACUCAUUCUUGUAUAUGAAUACAGUGGAACUCGCUUAAGUCGACAACCCGUUUAUGUCACCCAACUAGGGACGUAAUGAUCAGAAGUAUUAUUGAUAACUGCGGAUAGUUUUACCGCUUUAAAUUAAAAUUAUCGAAAAGCUGUGAUUGAUAACUGCACUUUGAUAAAGUCACGAACUGACUAGCGCUAGCUUAAAUGCUAACAUGAAAACAAGAAACAUUAGCGUCUUUCCCCAUUAAGAAACGACAUACCCCAACUUAUGUAAACACAUUACUUUCUGAGCAACUAAGAUAUUUAAUCGUGCACAUUAAACCUACAAGCUGUGCUCUCUUAGCACGGAGUGAUAAUCUAAUACUCGGAGGAAUGUGACAAGUUGUUUUUAUGGUGCAUUCAAGGGCCGCUGAAUAGAGUUGGACACCAGAACGCGAAGCAUAUGAAACACAAAACAUGCAAAAAUAAUGGGCUUUCCCACAGUGGGUGUAAUUAUUUUAGUUAUUUAAAAAAAUCUAAAGAUUUCAGUUUGUGUACGAGUAUUUUGUGAACACAUUUAACAAUAGGAGGGUAGCACAUGACGUCACAUCCGGUUUUCUUCUUCGCAGCUUAACUCACACGAUGGUCAAGCAGAUUGAGCAUAGCAUUAAAACAAGUGAGAGGGAGUGUAGAGUUUGAGCAGAAAAUGCUGUAUUGCUGUUCUGUUCUUGGGUGUUCCAGUUGUUCAUAUAGAGAGAUAGGAAAGAGGAGUGGCUCAUAAAGGUAGUAAAGUCAGGAAAAAACAAAAGUGUAUCGAAGGAAAUGGCUCCUAAAAUAUCACUUUCAUCAUCUUGUGGAAUACAAUCGGACAUGCUCGUGUCUACAGUGAUUACUUUGUUAAAUGUUUGUUUGAACAUUUGUUUGAGAAACUCUCUGUGAUGCAAUCGAGUUUAUUCUCUACGAUAUUCGUAGUGUUUGAGAGCAGAACUAAACAUCAAGAAAGGACAAUAGAUAACAUUAGUUUGUGUUCUUUUGUGGUCGCUAUGUCUAAAUCCAUCCUUAGUAGUAAUAAUAAACUAGAUGAAUAAAUCUCUCAUACGUUCAACAGCAUAAACUAUAUCUUGAUAUCGCUAGUAAAGAUUCAUGCUGAACAACAGGGACAUCUAUAGCUAAAUAAUGAGACAAAAUAUACUUCACACCAUAAAAAACUGCAGACAUGAAUUGUAGAUGAGACUAAUAUUUGUAGCAGGAAAUCAACUGCAAACAAACUUAAACUUGUUCUUAUUAGCGUCAGGAUCACAACAACAUGGCACUCGUUAUGUCAAUCAAAUGCGUUAAUUAACGAUGCACGAAUCAGUCCAACUUUGUCUUUCAUUAAUUUUUACUUAGUUUGUGGACCCCUAGGAUGUAAAGACAUAAUGUGCCUCCAAUAUUUUCUUCUCUAAAUACCGUGAGUGUCAAAUGGAGUGAGGUCGUAGAGAGCAGUGAUGAUAAAUGGUUUAAAUGAUUAAAAAAAACAUUUUUUUUAAGAGUGUAUAAAUUCACUCCUUACUUAAAAAAAAAAAAAAAAAUUCAUGAUCACUUUUAUAAUUGCCUCUAAACAUUUCAAAAUACACCCAAAUCUGCACUGAUGCAGAUAAAUAAACAGGAGCCUAACGGGACUCUAUUGCAUCGCUUGAAACCCAGAAGUGCCUGAAUGUGCCUCUAGGUCACCUGAUUGUAACCCAACUAUUGACUAAAUGUGAUUUGUGCAUGUUAUAAAACUAUUGUCCACAGCUCUAUGAUACACUAGUAUUCACAUGCAAUAUUAUUUACCUUACUGUCAAUAUUCUGAUGAUGUUGUGUAUUAGCACUUACACUGUAAUAGCAUCUUAUUAACUUUUACUUAAUCUCCUGCUUUGGUGCUUGUGGGCUUUGUUUACAUUGUUUUGAAUGAAACAAUUUGCAUUGUUUUUGUAGGAUGUCCUCUCUUCUAUGUACGUUUAUAUACUAUACGUAUGAUUACAUUUCUACAUGUUUGCACAAUCAAUGCUCAAUUUUUUAAAAGAAAACUAUAUGGUUAUGGUAGUCAAAAAAGAAAAUGCCGCAGUGUGUACAAAUGGAGGAAAACCAUGUCAACAAAUGGCGUUAAAAAAUACUCUAUUUUCACCCAUUUGUAUGUCUCUAAAAGUGCAAGCAAUCUCAAGUUUUGGAUUGAUCAUCGUCUGCGUAUGUCGACGUGAGUCAGCCAGUCUUAGGGGCGUCGACGUAAAAGCAGUUCUAGUGUAUUCAGAAAUUAUUCAGCUUUCAUGCUUCAGUGGUCAUCUGGAAUAGACCAAGGAGAAAAGUCAACAUGAAAUAAUGUUUGUGCACACUUUAGUACAGGAAGUGGAUGAUGUGCUGCUGUACUACUUCUGAUACUAGAGGUGGGGGAAAUAAUUGAUUAUAAAAUCGACGAGUAAACGUCAAUAAUCGAUUUAUUUAUUGUAAUUAAAGUAAUGCAGACAGUUCUAAAAUUAGGCUGACUGCAGUGAGCCACCUCCCUGAGAGAUCUGACCAGCUCCUUUAUUAUAGGGCACUUAUGUCACAGUUUUGCACUCAUUUCCAUUCAUUUAAUAAAUGUGAUGGGAAGUGCACUGUUUUUAAAAGUUGCAAGUGAUAAUUGCUAAUUUAGUGAAACGAAAAGAAAUGUAAAACUGCAUUAAUAUAUACAAAUUAAAGAUGCAUCAAUAAUUGAUUUUUAAUCCAAUCGUAGCUCCUGAAUACUAAUCGUAAUGGAAUCGUGAGGUGACCAAAGACUCCCACCUCUACCUAAUACUACUACACCUGUAUACAUUUAUGUGACAAGUCCGUUCUCCUGAUGACUACUUUGAUAAUGCACCCUCAGUAUCACUUUUGCACAUCAGUCUUAACAAAUACUAAGUGAACUAUGAAGAACUUCUUAAAAAGAGUGAAGUAGAAAUACUACAACAUUGUAAAACCCACAUCAGAGAGUGUUGUGCCUUCCACGGUGGUCCAAGAGGAACCCGAGACAGAGACAUCUCACAAUUGUCUCUUAUUAU